Molecule: messenger RNA, 2458 nt
Organism: Gadus chalcogrammus (walleye pollock)
Lineage: Eukaryota; Metazoa; Chordata; Actinopteri; Gadiformes; Gadidae
Gene: hpn
Product: hepsin
Exons: 13
Coding region: 447-1751 (434 amino acids)
Biological process (GO): proteolysis
Cellular component (GO): membrane
Molecular function (GO): serine-type endopeptidase activity; serine-type exopeptidase activity
Source: RefSeq, a predicted model, not a curated record
UUUUUAGUAGCGCGCAACCAGUACCCCGACAGAACACUAAACGAACUUCAUACUCGCAACAACCCCAAAAAAAUCCCAUAAAGGCUUCUGUUUUGGUUCAUAAUCCUCCAAAUGUUCCUCUCGUUUCGAUUAGAGGCGGAGUCCGUUGGCUUUGGAUGACUGGAGUGGCUGAAGGUCGCCAGUAGAAUUACCCCGUCCUGAAUUUCACUAAGAGGGGAUCCACCUGCAAAGAAAUAAGUGGAGAACUUAGUAGAAACUCGAAUGUGUCCCCCGCAUUGCUUUUGAUGAAGUGAACAGAGACCACUUGGAAUGGAUUACUAGUGUUUCGCUCCUCGCAUGCCUGCUCCUCCUGGCCCGCAGCUUGAGACGCAGGACGGUGAGUCAUUGGAAGUGAGAGAAAAGGACACCACAAGGCAAGAAAGCAGAAGAAACUGGCGAAAAAUCGGAUGAUUUCUGCAUCCCAUAAAAUGGAUGCAGAAAAAUCAGCGAAGGAAGGGAAGAUGGUCCAUCGGGGGAUCUACCUCACCUGUGUGCUGACGCCCUGCCGCGCCCUGGGGGUGUGUGUGACGCUGAUGACCCUGGUGGCUAUGGGAGCCGCCGUCUGGGCCGUAGUCACGUACUGCACCAUGGAAGAAGACACAGGACUUUAUGAAGUUCAGGUCAACUCUGCCGACCAGCAUCUCCAGGUCUUUGACUCCGCCCAGAAAAGAUGGCGGCAGGUAUGCUCCUCCUCGGCCAAUGAGCUUCUGGCUAGCAUAAGCUGCGAGGAAGUUGGCUUCGUCAGGGUCGUGAACUACUCUGUCGCGUCGGUCCCAGAAGGGAGCAGCGAUCCUGGCGACUUUUUCUGUGUCAAACCGGAAGAGUUGAGCUACGGAAAGAAGAUCAGAGACUCCUUGUUCCCAUGUGACUGCGAGAGCAGGGAGGUUCUGACACUCUUGUGCCAAGACUGCGGCCGGCGCAGUCUGACGGAGGACCGCAUCGUGGGGGGUCUUGACUCGCGGCAGGGCAGCUGGCCCUGGCAGGUCAGCCUGCGGUACGACGGGGUGCACCAGUGUGGCGGGUCCCUCAUCUCAGACCGCUGGAUCGUGUCUGCGGCGCACUGCAUCCGUGAACGGUUCCGCUCGGUGUCCCGCUGGCGCGUGCUGCUGGGCUCCGUCUACAACAACCCCGCCAACGCCACCGUGGUGGAGGUGAAGACCAUCGUCUACCACAGCAGCUACCUGCCCUUCGUGGACGCCAACAUCGACGACAACAGCCGAGACCUCGCCGUGCUCGCCCUCUCCCAGCCCAUUGCCUUCUCAGAAUAUAUUCAGCCCCUCUGUCUUCCCACCUACGGCCAGAGACUGAUUGACGGACAGAUGGGGACAGUAACAGGUUGGGGAAACGUCGGUUAUAACGGUCAUCAAGCCAAUGUCCUGCAGGAGGCCAACGUGCCCAUCAUCAGUGACACGACCUGCAACGCCCCCGACUACUACGACAACCAGAUCACCACCAGUAUGUUCUGCGCUGGCUUCGAGAAGGGUGGCACAGACUCCUGCCAGGGGGACAGCGGGGGGCCUUUCGUGGCCCCAGACUGCCAUUCGAAGACCAGCCGCUACCGCCUGCUGGGGGUGGUGAGCUGGGGGACCGGCUGUGCCACGGCCAAGAAGCCCGGCGUGUACACACGGGUGUCCCGCUUCCUGCCCUGGAUCUCCACCGCUCUGAGGAAUUACCACAACUCACCAGGCGUUCACAAGAUGUCUCGCACAUGAGGAGAACGGACCCUUGCAUCUCGUUCUGCUGAUCUGGGAGGAGGAAGAGCGUGAGUGACCUCGUACUGUAGCUGAUUGGAUGAAACUCAUGCUUUUCUAAGCAUGAGUUCUUGCGUCACCCUCACAGAUUUUCACGGCAUUCACAGCAUUUAGAUGUAUCUGUGAAAAAUAAAGAAUAAAUAUGGCUGUUCGCGCUAAUUUUGUGAACUGUUAGAAGUCAACCGGUUACAAACCCUUUCAUGAUGUAUAUAGAUAACCCAACCCAGUUUGCUUUUAUUUACCAUUUUAAAUGCCAUGGUCAAAUAAUGAACACACUCAAUGGCAUCUUGAUUCGCUUUCCAAAUCCCGUUUUGAAAGCGGUUGUGAGAUCCUGAUGCAAAGAGAGAUGUUUUCUCCGUCUAAACAGGCGUGAACCGUUGUAUGCGGGAUGUAUGAAUGUAACACACAAUCAAUCUAGGGUGACUUGAGAAGAGUUUUUUGUGUAGACAGCCUUCCUCACGGUAGCGUUGUCAAGUCACACUGUCAAAAGCAAUGUAAGCUGGAACCCCCUGGUCGCACUGUGACCACCGCCCACGUUCAGGGAGAUUGUGCAGACCAUGGGUGUGGUGCAGAUAGAAAGCUGUGUGUGUGUGUGUGUGUGUGUGUGUGUGUGUGUGUGUGUGUGUGUGUGUGUGUGUGUGUGCUGUGUGUGUGUGUGUGUGUGUGUG